AUUAGUGGUAUAAAAGGAAGGCUGCUGGGCUUCUGGGGUAUUUGUGUUUUGUGGUUUUAUGAGUCAGCAGUGUCACGGUAGGCUCUAAGCCUUCCGUUAGUCAGUUUUGUCAUUAUGUGGGAUUGUAAAAGGCUCUGGUUACUCUUCAUUGCUUUACUAUAUUUAAAAGAUGUAAGGGCACUUGGAGUGUGGAGUAAAAAGCCUGCACAGGAUUGGUACAGUAUUGCUGCCCAGAUCCCUCAGGCUCAGCCUAAGGAACCUGCCUCCUUACAUGAUGGAGCCCAAAUUUCCACAGCCAUGAGGGAUGAAGGAUUUCAGAGCCAGGACAUUGUUUCAUAUGUACAAGCCACAUCUAAUCAGGAUGUUUCAAAUACUGCUCUUCAGAACAGCUAUGGGACUGCAUCAGUGACACUGCCAUCUGGUAACACUGUCUAUUCGUCCAUGUACCAGCAAAGACCACAGGUUCCCAGCACUUCCCAAACAAGUCAGUCUUGGAUGCAAAAUGCUAGCUCUUACAGUAGUUCUCAAAGCCCAUCUGUCUAUUGGCAGUCACCAAGCUCACUUUCCAGUCAAUAUCUUGGUUCACGAGGACCGCAAAAUGUAAACCAGGUGAGCUCUGCCUCAGGUUUAACCACAACCCAACAGGCUGCAUCAAGUAUUGUUUCAAGUGGUUCUACUUCUAGUACUUCAAGCUCUUCCAGUGGUUCUCAAAGCCCAUCUGUCUAUUGGCAGUCACCAAGCUCACUUUCCAGUCAAUAUCUUGGUUCACGAGGACCGCAAAAUGUAAACCAGGUGAGCUCUGCCUCAGGUUUAACCACAACCCAACAGGCUGCAUCAAGUAUUGUUUCAAGUGGUUCUACUUCUAGUACUUCAAGCUCUUCCAGUGGUUCUCAAAGCCCAUCUGUCUAUUGGCAGUCACCAAGCUCACUUUCCAGUCAAUAUCUUGGUUCACGAGGACCGCAAAAUGUAAACCAGGUGAGCUCUGCCUCAGGUUUAACCACAACCCAACAGGCUGCAUCAAGUAUUGUUUCAAGUGGUUCUACUUCUAGUACUUCAAGCUCUUCCAGUGGUUCUCAAAGCCCAUCUGUCUAUUGGCAGUCACCAAGCUCACUUUCCAGUCAAUAUCUUGGUUCACGAGGACCGCAAAAUGUAAACCAGGUGAGCUCUGCCUCAGGUUUAACCACAACCCAACAGGCUGCAUCAAGUAUUGUUUCAAGUGGUUCUACUUCUAGUACUUCAAGCUCUUCCAGUGGUUCUCAAAGCCCAUCUGUCUAUUGGCAGUCACCAAGCUCACUUUCCAGUCAAUAUCUUGGUUCACGAGGACCGCAAAAUGUAAACCAGGUGAGCUCUGCCUCAGGUUUAACCACAACCCAACAGGCUGCAUCAAGUAUUGUUUCAAGUGGUUCUACUUCUAGUACUUCAAGCUCUUCCAGUGGUUCUCAAAGCCCAUCUGUCUAUUGGCAGUCACCAAGCUCACUUUCCAGUCAAUAUCUUGGUUCACGAGGACCGCAAAAUGUAAACCAGGUGAGCUCUGCCUCAGGUUUAACCACAACCCAACAGGCUGCAUCAAGUAUUGUUUCAAGUGGUUCUACUUCUAGUACUUCAAGCUCUUCCAGUGGUUCUCAAAGCCCAUCUGUCUACUGGCCAUCACAAAGCUCAGGAAUAAACCAGCUGAGCUCUUCCCCAGGUUUAACUGUGACCCAACAGUCUAUGCCAAGUGUAGCUUCAAGUGGUUCUGCUUCUAGUACUUCAAGCUCUUCCAGUGGUUCUCAAAGCCCAUCUGCCUAUUGGCAGUCAGCAAGCUCACUUUCUAGUCAAUAUCUUGGUUCACAGGGACAACGUGUAAACCAGCUGACCUCUGUUCCAGGUUUAACUGUAAUCCAACCAGCCUUUCCAAGUCUAGUUUUAAGUGGUUCUACUUCAAGCUCCUACACUGGUUCUCAAGGCCAAGAUUCAACUGGCUAUGGGACAUUUCAAGUGCUUACUAGCCAGCAUGGAAGUUCCCAAACACCGCAAGGUACAAAUCAGAUGAGCUCUGCCCCAAGUUUAACUGUGACCCAACUGUCCAUGCCGAGUGUAGCUUCAAGUGGUUCUACUUCUAGUACUUCAAGCUCUUCCAGUGGUUCUCAAAGCCCAUCUGCCUACUGGCAGUCAGCAAGCUCACUUUCUAAAUAUUUUGGUUCACAGGGACAGCAAGGAAUAAAUCAGAUGAGCUCUGCCCCAGGUUUAACUGUAAUCCAGCCAGCCUCUGACAGUGCAGUGUCUAAUGGUUCUGCUACUAGUGUGCCAGGCUCCUACACUAGUUUCCAAAGCCCAUCUACUUACUGGCAGUCAGCAAGCUCACUUUCUAGUCAAUAUCUUGGUUCACAGGGACAACGUGUAAACCAGCUGACCCCUGUUCCAGGUUUAACUGUGAUCCAACCAGCCUCUCCAAGUCUAGUUUCAAGUGGUUCUUCAAGCUCCCCCACUGGUCCUCAAAGCCAAGUCUCAACUGGUUAUGGGACAUUUCAAGUGCUUGCUAGCCAACAUGGUGGCUUCCAAACACCGCAAGGUACAAAUCAGAUGAGCUCUGCCCCAAGUUUAACUUUGAUCCCCCUCUCCUCUGACACGGCCGUGACCAAUGGUUCUGCUGUUGGUACUUUAAGCUCCUAUGGUGGUUCUCAAAGCCAAGGCUCAACUGUUUAUGGGCUAUCUCAAGGGCUUCCCAGGAAACCUGGUAGACUCCAAAUGCAGCUAGGUAUAAACCAGAGAAACUCCACCCCAGUUUUAACCACAACCCAACAGGCUGCACCAAGUAUAGUUUCAAGUGGUUCUACUUCUAGUACUUCAAGCGCCUACAUGCCUUCUCAAAGCCAAAGCUCAACUGGCCAUGGGUUGUCUCAAUGGCUUGUGAACCGUUAUGGAAGUUUUGAAAUGUGGCCUGAACAAAACCAACAGGGCUCUGCUCCUGCUUUAACAAUGACCCAGCAGGUUGUUGAGAGUGGAAUGUCAAGUGGCUCUACUACCUCUGGUAUUUCUUCCAUUGGGUCUCAAAGCCCAUCUACAUCUUGGCUCUCAGGAAUUUCCAAGCCUACUGAUGGUACCCCGACACUGCAAGGCUUAAGCCAGCCAGCCUCUGUUGCUGUAGUGACCAAUGGUUCUACUGUCAGUGCUUCAGGCUCCUAUGGUGUUUUUCAUAUCCAAAGCCCACCUGCCUACUGGCAGUCACAAAGCUCACUGUCCAGUCAGUAUCUUGGCUCCCAGGGACUGCAAAGUGUAAACCAGCUGAGCUCUGCCCCAGGUUUAACUGUGACCCAACAGGCAGCACCAAGUGUAGUUUCAAGUGGCACUACCAGUACUUCAAGCUCCCCCACUGGUUUUCAGAGCCAAAGUACAUCUGGCUAUUGGUCAUCUCAAGAGCUUUCUAAUCACCAUGAUGGUUUGCAGACACAAGGCACACAACAGUUGAAUCAGCAGGCCUCAAGCACAUUGACCUCCAGCAGCCCUAAUGUGAGUACUUCCAACACCACAACUUCCAAUCUUGGCAUACAAAGCAAGAAUGUCCAGAAACCUCAGGCCUUCAAUCUUUGGAUGGGUCGGUACCCCUGUAAAAGUGACUCAUCCUCCAAUGCUUCAAAGCUUUCCUGAUUUAUCAAUGCUAAGUGUGGGCUUUUUUCUUUCCCCCUUGAAACCUUGCUUGCACUUCAAUGACCUUCUGCCCUGCUAAACUCUGGU
Tachysurus vachellii is the source of this 3714-nucleotide messenger RNA. Its product is annotated as serine-rich adhesin for platelets-like. The coding region runs from base 115 to 3627 and encodes 1170 amino acids. The transcript is spliced from 6 exons. Lineage: Eukaryota; Metazoa; Chordata; Actinopteri; Siluriformes; Bagridae. The record is from RefSeq and is a predicted model, not a curated record.